AUGGCCACGGCACAAAGACUUCUCAUCACUAUGUCCUGCGACGCCAGCACUCACCGGACAUUGCCUGCAUUCCUUCUUCUGGGUUUGCUAGCCGGGAUUGCAGCCACACACCCUGUUGUAAGCAGAACUAAUGGCACAUUGCUGGAGAGAGGAUGGCAAUCUCUGCUGUCCAGGUCCAUGGCUGGGAUGUCAGGGGAGAAGGCAGAUGUGAACUGGGAGAGUGACUAUUUGCUAGGAAUCAAGAGGCAGCGGAGGCUUUACUGCAACGUGGGCAUCGGGUUUCACCUUCAAAUCCUCCCAGACGGAAGGAUAAGCGGAGUUCACAAUGAAAACCAAUACAGUCUCUUUGAAAUAUCCACUGUAGAAAGAGGUGUUGUAAGUCUGCUUGGUGUGAAAAGUGCUCUCUUCAUUGCAAUGAACAGCAAGGGCAGGUUGUAUGGGACAGCUGUUUUCCAAGAUGAGUGCAAAUUCAAGGAAACCUUGCUGCCCAAUAACUACAAUGCGUAUGAAUCCAACGUUCACCGUGGUUCUUACAUAGCCCUGAGCAAACACGGCAGGGUGAAGAGAGGAAACAAGGUUUCUCCUGCCAUGACAGUGACCCACUUCUUACCAAGAAUAUGAGCACCAGAAAAACAGAAGAUUAAAUCCCAGGACAAAGUGUUUCGUUUUGCACAUGGGGAAUAACCUCCCAGCUAAAGUAUUUAUACUGGUCAUUGAAAAAAAAAAAAAAAAGAAAUCUCUAUAUGUAUGUGUAUAUUUGGAUAAAAAUAUUUGUACGAUAUUCAUUACGUAGCAUAUGAAAUACAAUGCUGCUUCUCUUCUACUCUGUACAAAUUUUACAUGGCUGUUUGCCUCCUUUGGUGCUGUACAGAGUAAAAUGCAAGAUGGAGUGCAAAGGAAGUUUUUGGAAGAUGCAGAAUGGCUGUGGGCAACCAUCUAAUCAAUCAUAGGUGAUUUACUAAAUAUUAUUUACCUCAGAUAUUAACCUGUUGUAGUGAGCUGUUUACAUACCAUGGGCCAAAUCACCAGAUGAUUUUGCUGCACCAGAACUUCAGGCAGUUCAUUCCAUCUGAAUACCUGCCUGCAACCCCCUCUACAGACUGCAUCCUGUGCUGUCAAGUCCUCAA
Molecule: messenger RNA, 1127 nt
Organism: Cinclus cinclus
Lineage: Eukaryota; Metazoa; Chordata; Aves; Passeriformes; Cinclidae
Gene: FGF6
Product: fibroblast growth factor 6
Exons: 3
Coding region: 1-621 (206 amino acids)
Biological process (GO): positive regulation of cell population proliferation; animal organ morphogenesis; positive regulation of protein phosphorylation
Cellular component (GO): cytoplasm
Molecular function (GO): growth factor activity; fibroblast growth factor receptor binding
Source: RefSeq, a predicted model, not a curated record